Acomys russatus (golden spiny mouse) is the source of this 2061-nucleotide messenger RNA. Its product is annotated as protein THEMIS3-like. The transcript has 6 exons. The coding region runs from base 1 to 2061 and encodes 686 amino acids. NCBI's taxonomy places the organism in Eukaryota, Metazoa, Chordata, Mammalia, Rodentia, Muridae. The record is from RefSeq and is a predicted model, not a curated record. Gene Ontology annotation, biological process: T cell receptor signaling pathway.
AUGGAGAAAUCUUGGAAUUCUUACAUUAAUUCCUUAAAUCAGAACUCCUUACCCAGACAAGUUGAGGUGACCGAUGGAAACUAUUUUUCAGGGUCACUAGACAACCUGUCAUUCUCCAAAGGGGAUAUCAUAACGGUGGUUGACCUCGAGCCAAUCGGUGUCAGAGCAGAAGUGAAAGCUGGUGAGCAGGCGCUGGGCGUGGUCAACAUACCUCUUGGAUACAAAGGGUACUUCCAACUGAUUGCAGAUCCGGUUCCUUUUGAAACUGUGGCUGACUUAGUCCAUUCUGUCCGACUUCCCAAGAGUCCCAUGACCCACAGAGGUCCUCCUCACUUCCAGAACCUGGUCCCAGUCUCCACGGAUGACGAUCCGCCCAUGAAGCUCAGGAAAGGAGAAACGCUGUCCCUGAUUGGCCUUGAUGAGAGUCAGGGGAGGAGGCUGCUGCGAUGUGAGGUGCUGAGGGGGAAGUCGCCCCUGAGACUGCUCCUCCCUGUGGACUGCAGGGGCCUCUUCCAGGAAUGCCUGGAUGACCAGCUCUAUUCCAUCGACACCAUCCUGAGGUGGAAGCUGCUCACUGGGAGGAAACGAAGGGUGAGGGUAGAGGCAGGACAUCGCCUGAGUCGUCUUAGCCUCCUGGUUCCGGAGCACUUCAGUGGCCACCUGGUUUUGCAUCCCUGUUUCUCAGUGAUGGCACAUCUGCCAGGUGAGCACCAGAUCAGCAUCCCCUCUGAUCUGGACAUCCAUAUUACUGAGAUGACCAGCUUAGACUGCAAGCCCUUUGCAGUGACAACAAUGAGACAAAUAUACAGUAUGGAAAAAAGCAAGUUCCCAGUGAGAAUUAAAAUAAUGAGCGUGGUCCUGUCAGAGAACAGCGCACACCCAAAGCCACUGAAGUGUGGGCAGCUCUUAACCAUCCUCAGGACUGAGGAGGUGAAAAAAUUCAUUGCCACGGAGAUUUCCCGAGGAAAGAAAGGGAGGUAUUUUCUUAUCCCAUACAACUAUCGGGGCCUGGUGCUUAGGAGAGGCUGCUAUUUUUAUGCCGUUUCUGAUGUUGCUGCUGCCAUGCACCAUGGACAGCUCUGCUUCUGGUCCUCCAGGGACUAUACCUCCUUCCUGGAGCCUCUUGCGUCUUUCACAGCCAAUGAGUGCUUCCUGGCUCUGAAGAAGAGCGUGGUGUCUGUAGAGAUUCACAGGGAGCUACACAGGGUGGAAGUCCUCAAGUGCCUGAACAUUGCCACCAAAGCUCACGUCAAACUGCCUUUGUUCGCAGAAGGAGAGUUCAUAGAGCUGUUUGAUGAUGCUGGGCCAGGGACCCUGCAGGAGCUGUGCCAAGUCCCGAGACUGCCAUGCCACAUCAGGGUGGUUAGCCCAGAUCCUUCCAUGACUAGAGACCCUCUGUAUGGAACUGAGGAACUGCGGAUUGAAAAUAUCAUCGUUGAACAAUGCCUCAUAGCCAAGGAGGAGGCGUCACUGGAGGACAUGACGUCUGCAGAAGACAUCUACAGGGACUGGCCUGAAGCCACAUUUGAAAUCCCGAUUGAGAAGUCAAGCUGUGAGGUCCUGGUGGUAGAAGAGCGCUCGUGGGUCGCUGAUGUCAGGAAAGAGAGCCGCACAUCUCUUCAGAGCGUCCAGGAGACCACAGAGGAGUCUCUGGCCCUUAGUCACUGCUUAAUCAGUCCUCGUCCACCACCGCCUGUUCCAAAGCCCCGAAGUUUGCUACAAGUUGUGUCGGUGUGCUGUCGCUGUGACCAAAUGCCAGAGAUGAUCAAUUCAUGGGGCAAGAAGGAAAAGCACACAGAGCCACGGCCCUGCCAAGGUGCGUGGGCUACCGCCAAAGCGACAUUCACACCCGAAUCCCCCGUGGGCCAAAGCCCCGGACGCCUCCUGCCCCCGCACCCACAGCACCUUGAGGUCUGGACGGUGACCACAGGCUAUGCGCUUCGACCUUUGUUCCUGGGACGGGCUGCUAAUAAAAGCGCGUGGUUCCUGGGAACUGUGCGCGGUGACAGCAAACCUCGAGUGGAAACGCGCAAAGCAGAGAGGGCGGAGGGGACGGGGUGA